AUGUCUUCGGGCCCCGUUCGUGUCGCUGUCACCCAAGCCGAGCCGGCAUGGCUGGACUUGACCGCUGGUGUCACUAAAACCUGCGAAUUAAUCGCAGAAGCGGCGCAGAAUAAGGCACAGCUCAUCGCUUUUCCUGAAUGCUGGAUUCCUGGUUAUCCAUGCUGGAUCUGGAGCCGUUUGCUUGACGUUGAAAUGAACGUCGCAUAUAUCAAGAACUCACUUCGUCUCGACUCUCCGGAGAUGAUGCAAAUCCAGUCAUGUGCAAAGACUCACGCAAUCGCUGUCUCGUUGGGAUUUUCAGAAAACGACAACAACUCCAUCUACAUUGCCCAAGUGUGCAUUGGGCCUGAUGGAGAGAUCAAAUCUCACCGCCGUAAAAUGAAGCCCACUCAUAUGGAGCGUACUAUCUUUGGUGAUGCGUCUGGAGAAUGUUUCUCUAGCGUUGCGGAGCUUCCGUUUGGUCGAGUUGGACACUUGUCUUGCUGGGAACAUAUCCAGCCGCUGCUAAAGUAUUUCACAUUCUCUCAGAAGGAAGAUAUUCAUGUCUCCGCAUGGCCUAGUCUUACACCUCAUUCUGGGAAGAGUGAUCUCUGGUCCAUGUCCGCUGAAGGCUGCCACAGUCUUUCCCAGACUUAUGCGGUAGAGUCACAGGCUUUUGUCUUGCAUUGCACGGCUUUGAUUACCGAAAAGGGUGUGGAAGAAAUGGGCACAGGUAGUGGUGCUUUGAUGUCUUCUCCUGGGGGUGGUAGCUCUGCAGUCUUUGGGCCCGAUGGAAGACGGCUGACAGAGCCAGUUGAUAGUACGACGGAGACUAUCAUCUUCGCAGAUUUGGACAUGGACCAGAUAAUUGCUACUAAAUUGUUCGCCGAUGCCACCGGGCAUUAUAGUCGCCCUGAUCUCAUGACACUCAAUGUCACGAAAAAGGUCAAGAAGAUGGUUCAAUCUGAUGGCGAGCCUGUGAUUGUAAAAGCUAUGGAGGAGGCUUAA
Molecule: messenger RNA, 987 nt
Organism: Penicillium expansum
Lineage: Eukaryota; Fungi; Ascomycota; Eurotiomycetes; Eurotiales; Aspergillaceae
Product: carbon-nitrogen hydrolase family protein
Exons: 3
Coding region: 1-987 (328 amino acids)
Molecular function (GO): catalytic activity
Source: RefSeq, a predicted model, not a curated record